UAGUUUUAUUUCUGUAUCUCUUCCAUCAGUAACCUCGGGUUCAGCUUUUUAAAGAUAUUUGUUGUUAUUUUUUAGUAGAUAAACAAACCACCAAUCAUGACUGGUCUUAAAUUUGUUGCGAUUGUAUCAUCUGUUCGAGAAGGGAGGUUGGCAGAACGAAUAAUGAAACUGGUCCAGAAAACAUUUGAUGAAAAGUUAAAGCCCAAUGGACACACCCUAAAAUUCGUUGACCCUAAAGAAUUCGACCUCCCUGUACUGAAGCAAGCCAUUCAUUGGUACCCUGACCAAUCAAAGGCACCCGAAGUUUUGCAUAGGCUCAACGCUAUCACAAAAGAAGCAGACGCAUACUUGAUCCUCACGGCGGAAUACAACAGAACCAUGCCAUCAGGUCUCACUAACACAAUGGACCAUAUUGCUCCUGCAAAUUUCGAGUACAAACCGAGUGGUAUCAUCAGUUAUUCAAUGGGUCCUCAAGGAGGCUGCUUUGCAGUUGCUGCAGCUCGUCCAUUCCUAAGUGAAAUGGGUUGUUUACCCGUCAAGCAUUUCGUGGCUAUUGGAACCGCGCACAAAGAAGUGACUGAAGAGGGUACAACUGAGAAUUCGCAUAUUGUUAGCAGUUUAGGAAAGCUUUUUGCCCAAGUGGAAUGGUGGGGCGUGGCUGCGAAGGAAAGGAGAGAAUUAAAGGGAACACCAAGUUAAAUUACUGGUGCAGAUAUACUAUUAGAAGUUUAACAUUUAAAGGACUCGUCGCAACAAUUUUUCAAAUCAAGCGCUGGCGGAUCUAUUUGUUUACACGUGAAUAUGUAUGUUGAUAGCUAAAUUAAAAGAAAUAUGUUCA
Molecule: messenger RNA, 838 nt
Organism: Hydractinia symbiolongicarpus
Lineage: Eukaryota; Metazoa; Cnidaria; Hydrozoa; Anthoathecata; Hydractiniidae
Exons: 4
Coding region: 97-699 (200 amino acids)
Cellular component (GO): cytosol
Molecular function (GO): oxidoreductase activity; FMN binding
Source: RefSeq, a predicted model, not a curated record